AUGUGGUACCGUUCACUACUUCGAAAAUCACCAGUAAUUUUCUCAGCCACCGUCUUGCCAUUGGGAUUCGUGGCACUGAAGAAAGGUUUAAAAUAAUUAAAAGUAACCAUCAAAAGAACCUAAUAUUCAAGAAGAUAAGGAACAUGAGAAAAGGGACUCCAAAAACUUCAAGUUGAAGAAAAUCGAAGCAAGGAAAGCUGUCGUCACAGCCAUGGUAUUUUUGAGCUAGAUCCAGAGACGAAUGGAAAUCGGAAUUUGAGCAAACUGCGGGGAUACCAGGCCUUAGCGUUGGCGUCACAGUCGACGGCGUGACUGUCUGGGCCGAAGGAUUCGGCUACGCCAACGUCGAAACUCUCACCCCGUGUGAUGCCAAAACAGUCAGAUUUAUUUCUGUUUAACGGUGAAAAAUCCUUGAAUGAUCCAAUAGAACGAGAGGCGAGGUUAUCCGCUCCAAUAUUUUAUGAAAUAAGUCUCUGCGCCUUUGAAAAUCACAUCAAGAAAAAGAGAUUUCAGAAAACAAUGAAAUUUGAAAGAUUAAUGGCAUAACCAAAACGUAAAAAAAUAGCUUGAUGUUGUUUAAAAUUAAUACCCUUCUUUUCUGAACAAAGCUACAUCUAAUAAAACUCAGGUGAUGAGAAUCGCGAGUAUCAGCAAGCCGAUAGCCGCGACAAUAGCGGCUCGAUUGGUUCAAGAGGGGAAGCUUGAUAUUGAUAAGGAUAUCAAGGUAUGCCUUUGGAUUCAAUUUCUUCAAAAGUAUCAAUCAAAAUUAUAGGAUUAUCUACCGGAUUAUCCUAAUAAAAAGUUCGAAAGAAGAUCGGUUAUUAUAACUACACGACAAUUGCUCUCGCACUCAGGAGGAAUUCGUCAUUAUAAAGAGGAAAAUGUUGGUUUUCUAAAUUUUUUUUGUUCAUUCUCGAACCCAAAAUUAGUCAGAAACGUCGGUACGAACGAAAGUUGUUGUGAAACUGGACAGUCGAAACCUUUGA
Molecule: messenger RNA, 986 nt
Organism: Caenorhabditis auriculariae
Lineage: Eukaryota; Metazoa; Nematoda; Chromadorea; Rhabditida; Rhabditidae
Source: the annotation of a GenBank genome assembly